Molecule: messenger RNA, 606 nt
Organism: Moneuplotes crassus
Lineage: Eukaryota; Ciliophora; Spirotrichea; Euplotida; Euplotidae
Source: the annotation of a GenBank genome assembly
AUGGCCAAUUUUACCAAGAAAAACGACCUCUUUCCUUCAAGAUAUGGCAGAGGUAGAGGCAUAAAGAACACAGAUUAUGGCAUUGUUCAGAUUUCCAAGAAUGACGAUAUCCCUAAAGACUGGAAACAUGGCUCCCUUAUGCGUACUUCUUCAAAAUACAGGGUUAAUUAUUUGGAUAACCAAACCUCUCUUUUCCCAGAGAUUAGGAAAGAUCAAUCUGAUGGUUUUUCAGCAGGAAGAACUCAUGAUUAUAGAAUGAAUACUACUGCUUUGAAUACCCCGAAGAUAAGCAUUUCAAGUCCAAUUUCUCCUGUGAAUUCAACUAAAGGAAUGGGGCUUCAGAAGGGUUACUACAAUAAUUAUCUCAGUACCGCGAAAUCAUAUGAAAAAAAAAAGGUAGCAUUGAAAAUUCUAGGCACGAGGACAAAAGUAGGCCCCAACCAUAGUAUCCUAGACUCAGGAAAACCAAAUUACAGUGUACUAAGAAGCCCUGUACAGUUUAGAAACAUGAUUGCUGAACCAAUAGAAGACCAUAAGUACAAUCCUUACCUUAGCAGCCAUUAUAGAUCACCUCUUACUAAUGUAAAUGGGUAUUUACUUCAAUAA